Pantherophis guttatus is the source of this 2579-nucleotide messenger RNA. It is a transcript of the gene IER2, whose product is annotated as immediate early response 2. The record is from RefSeq and is a predicted model, not a curated record. NCBI's taxonomy places the organism in Eukaryota, Metazoa, Chordata, Lepidosauria, Squamata, Colubridae.
GCGCGGCCCCGCUUAGUCGGAACGGACGUCUCCGUAGCGGGCUGUCGGGGAGGUGUCUGCUGGGAAGAAACAGCCGGAGGCGCGCCACUUUCGCUUUUGGAGGAGGGGGGGGUGGAAGCCCAGGCGUUUUUCUUCCGACUCGAGAGCUUCAGAAGGGUCCAAAGGGAAGCCCGGAGAGCGGCCGCCAACAUGGAGGUGCAGAAAGAAGCGCAGCGUAUUAUGACGAUGUCGGUGUGGAAGAUGUAUCACUCGCGCAUGCAGCGCGGAGGCCUCCGACUCCACCGCAGCCUGCAGCUCUCCCUCGUGAUGAGGAACGCCCGCGACCUCUACCUCUCGGCCAAGCUGGAGGAAGAGGAGGAGAUGGGCGGAGGAAGCGUGGAAAAUUUUCCUGGGCGGCAGCCGGACCUAGACCUACAAGAGACGGCGCCCGGCCCGCAGCAUCUGGAGGAUCCUCCGGCAAUCCUCUUCCCCCCAGCCCAACAGGAGGCGCCUCCACCCACGCCACAGCCCUGCGGCAGCCUGGAUCCGGAACCUAUGGAAACCCAGGAGGGGCCCGGUAGCAGCUUGCCCGCGCAUUCCUUGACCCAGACGGCUUGGAGCCGGGGCGCCUCGGGGCCUCUGCCAGUCAGCAGGAAGCCGAGCCGCAAGCGCCGCAGCAGCAGCCUAGGCAAGAUUGGCGCCGCCGAAGCCGGCCUGGUGCCUAGCAAGAAGGCGAAGUUGGCGGAGGAGGAGGGCGAGCGGCAGCCCCAGAGGCAAGAAGGGCCCUUUCCGAGCUUAGCCCGAAUCCUGCAGGACCGGUUCUCUAGCUUGAUCCUCCAGCCUCCGCCGGCCAAAGGCUCCGAGGAGCCCAAAGCGAACUGCAGACAAGGCGACGGCGUGCUGAGCAUAAUGGUGAGGGCCGUGGUAGCCUUCUAAAGCGCCCCCGCCGGGGACUCGUAGCUGAAAACUUCUCCCCGCGGAGAAGCGGGGCCUGCGGAAGCCCCUCUCUGGGCAGAGGAGCUCAGUGCCGCCUGUCUCCUCGGUGGCGGGACUUUGGCGGCGGGAGGCUGACGGUGGCGCGGGGAGCCCGAGUGAGGCCUUUUCCCCCCCCCGUCCUCCUCCCCCUGCGAGUUUAGGCGAGAGACGCUCUGGUGACUCGGAAAGAAGGCGAGACAAAAGGCCGAGCGACGGCUGGCCGCGGAGGGCGCUCCCUGAAACUGGGACGCGGUGGCUGAGCGCCGAAAGAGGAACUGGUCACGCCAGCGCGAACGUCGCUGUUCCUGGAAGAGAAGAGGCUGAGAACUUGGGGUGUAGGGGUGGGGUGGGGGAGGGGGAAAUGAAGUCGUUUCCAAGAAAAGGGGAAAGACUCAACAAAAACCCGUCAGGCCUUUCAAAGCCUGAUCUGGGUGGAAAGCAACCACUAUCUGCUGCGUGCACUUUUUUUUUUACUUUUGGUGCUAGUUCGAGAAUAACGCUGAGUUUAUUUUCGAUAACGCUUUUGCGUUAACUUAAAUUGCCAGUUCUAGGUUGAGGAUUCUCCCUCCUCUCUUUUCUGAAAGAGGCUUUCUUAGGCAGCCGGGGCUUGUUCCCUCAAGGGUUAAACAGCCCUGCUGAGAGCUUUUGAAGAAAAGCAGCUUUUGUCAGCUCCACUCCUUAGAUAUUGGGGGGGGGGACUACCCAGCAUUCUUUUGCUCAGGGCCAUCCCUUUUUUCUUAUCUAGUAAUUAAGGGUGAUCGAGUGGCCUGUUUCUUUGUGCCAGAAAUGCUCUCUUAAACCUGAUUAGUCUUGCCAAAGCAUCCGUGGCGAGAGGAGCAGGAAGGAGAGGGGGGAAACGGACCAGUCAUACUAGUAUGACACAUCUCUCAUAUGAUGAGCAUUUGCAUUACUCUGGGUCCAGGAGUGCAGGGGAUUUCCUGUUCAUGUUGCCUUAGCAGUAUAUGUGAGUGUGUGUUUGUGGCGGCUGUGUUUUUUUUUUAAAGGUGUGGGUGGAGCUCGUGAACAGAGGGAGAGGAAGAUGAUUGGCAUUUUUGUAAGAUGUCAUCUCAAACUUGCUGGUGGUUUUCCUAGGUGACUGGCACUGUUGACUUGUUUGGGACAGUGAUGAGGAAUAAUGUUGUGAUAUUCAUAAAAGAUGGUUCUCCUCGUUAUCCAGCUUGGAUUAUUUUAUACCUAAAAAAGAGCAGUGAAACCUGUACUGUACUAUGAUCCUUAUAUUGAAGUGUUUUGUAAGGUCUUUUUUCUUAAAACAAAAAUCAAGUCAUUCUGUGGAAUUCCAUACCACGUUUUCUUUUGUUCAAGAACUGCUGCUUUGUUUGCACAAAUUUUGAAGCAGUUCCCAUUGUACCAGAGUUAAUGUGUUAUGAGGUAUAUGUGUGUGCAAUCUAGCUGUACAGUUUGGAACAUAAAAUGUUAUGUGUUCCUGAAGUGCUGGUUUCAUAAAACUAGCUGUAGAUUGUUCACUGUUAUGGUACUUUGUUACAUGUAUGUAUCUUACAUUUUUCUUUUGCCUUGAAGAGGGCAGAAAACCUCAAGCUUUUGUUUCUUACCAUUCAUGGUAAUUAAUAUUUUGAUUAGUAAAAUAAAGAUUUUUUAAAAAAAAA